UAAACUUGAGGCUGCCCCACAAUUCUCAGAUUGUCUUUGGAAAUCAGAAGGAGUAUGCUAGGGCCACUGACACGACCUUUGGAGAAUGGAGAGAAUGGAGCACAGCCUUCCAAAGUGACAAACUGAGGGCAGAGCUGAUUCAGACCUCCAGGAUGGUUGAACAGGAUGGUUGGGGGAAUAUGAUAGGGAAUUCAGGGCUGACCAUCUUGCUGGGUGAUCUGCUGGCCUGCUGACUCUCCUGGAUGUUGUGAAGAGAUUCAUGUCUGAAAAUGGCAUCUGCAGUGAUCACAUUCUGCUGUUUAUUAUUUUUGUCCACAGAGAGCUACCACCAGAGACCAAAGCUCCAUCCGAAAGUUGGUGACAUAACUCAAGGUCUGAAAGAAAAAUCAAAGACCACGGGCUUCCAAGCGCAAUGCCAAGGCAUCUGUAUGAAUGGCUCCCGCUGCAAACAGUCCUGCGAGAAGCCCUUCCAUGGAGAAAUAGGAUUCACAUGUAAUAACAAAAGGUGGCAAAAAUCCAUUGAGACAUGCACAAGUCUUACUGUCCAAACACUUUUUCAGGAGACCAAUGGAGUUUCAGUAUAUGAGCCGAGCUUAGUUGGUGGCUCACGGUUUUCUUCAACUAUGUUACUGAAUCCAGCUAAUGAAGAGCUCAUUGAAUCAGCAGCUCAAGGCAUUCAGAAGAAGUGUCCAGAUGAUUAUGCAUGUAUAAUCAAUGGUGUGAAGUCUUCAGAACCUACAUCUGGAAAUAUUGCCUUCGUAGUCGAGUUGCUGAAAAACAUAUCCAUGCAAUUGUCUGCAAAUGUCAACCGAAAGAAGAUGCAGAGUUUCAGCACAAUGGCUAACCAUGUCCUCGAUAGAUCAGUCAUCUCCAAUUGGGCCUUCAUUCCUGAGAGGAGCACUAGUUCUGUUUUGUUACAGUCAGUGAAUUCAUUUGCCAAGAAUCUCACCAUCAGUGAUGACCCUGAGAAUAUUGCAGAUGAGCCCUUCCUUCAGACCAAAGCCUUCAGAGUCAGCCACAACACCCAAGGAAAUAGUUUUAAUUUCUCUAUGAGGGUGACUGAUGGUGAGGAGGAUGUCCAAGGGGUAGUGUUCAUCCCCCGAGAAGAGCUACAGAAGCUCCCAGUUCCUUCUCAGGCCAUUAGCAUUGCUUUCUCAACCCUGGGAGAAAUUUUGGAAGAAGCUCAUUUGCAGAAUGAGAGUUUUCCCAGACAGGUGAAUGGGCUGGUUCUCUCAGUGAUCCUGCCAGAAAAGCUGAAACAAGUCUUACUCACUUUUGAGAAGAUCAAUAAAUCGAGCAAUGCCAAAGCUCAGUGUGUAGGCUGGCACUCCCGGAAUAGGAGGUGGGUCAAGGAGGCCUGUGAAACAACAGUGGAUGUUAUGGAUAAAGCCACUUGUCAGUGCAACUACACCAAUUUCCUGAUGUCCUUCUCCAUUCUAAUGUCUCCUAAGACCUUAGCCAAUAAAACCCUGGAUUACAUUACCUGCAUUGGCCUCAGCAUCUCCAUCUUAAGCCUUAUUCUAUGCCUGAUCAUUGAAAUCACAGUGUGGUCCCAGGUGACAGUGACAGAGAUCUCAUACAUGCGCCAUGUGUGCAUUGUGAACAUAGCCACAUCGCUGCUGAUUGCCAAUGUGUGGUUCAUCAUUGCGUCCUUCUUUGAUGGCAUGGCACGAAGUUACAACUGGUGUGUAGCAGUGACAUUUUUUAGUCAUUACUUCUACCUUUCUCUGUUCUUCUGGAUGCUGAUCAAAGCCCUCCUCAUCCUCUAUGGAAUACUGAUUGUGUUCCGCCGGAUGAUGAAGCCUGCUAUGAUGGCCACAGCCUUUUCUGUUGGCUAUGGGUGCCCUCUGGUCAUUGCUGCCAUUACUGUUGCUGUAACGGAACCAAGAAAAGGUUAUGUGCGGCCCCAGGCCUGCUGGCUUAACUGGGACAACUCCAAAGCUCUUCUUGCUUUUGUCAUCCCAGCACUGACCAUUGUGGUAGUAAAUCUCACUGUGGUUUUCGUUGUGGCUGUCAACACUCGAAGGCCUUCUAUUGGAAGCUCCAAGUCUCAGGAUAUGGUGACCAUUAUGAGGAUCAGUAAGAAUGUUGCUAUCCUCACCCCACUGCUGGGACUGACCUGGGGUUUUGGAAUAGCCACCUUAAUAGAUGGCAGUUCCUUAGUGUUCCACAUCAUCUUUGCCUUACUCAAUGCUUUCCAGGGGUUCUUCAUCUUACUGUUUGGAACCAUUCUGGAUCAAAAGACAAGAGAAGCCUUGAAAGUGAGGAUGUCUUCCCUGAAGGGGACAUCAAGGACAGAAAAGGUAUGUUUCCAGGGAAGAAAUGUUUGGAAAGAAGGUUGAAGAGAAAGUGGGGCUUAUGAUUUUCCUUUCAAUCCCAUUUCCCCCACUGAACUGAAACCAGGGUCAACAAUGUGAGAUAAAAUCAGGAAGAUUGCUGCCUAAAGGAUUCUCAGCUGAGCCUAUGACCUGUCUAUGGCAUGUUGAAGCCUGUAUGGACUUUGUAGAGGUUAUGAAUCUGCCUGGAAGUUGCUGUGCUCCUCUUAGGAGAGGAGGAACCCUCUUGGCUUGGCUUCUCUUGCCUAAGUUUGAUAUUUCUUUUAAGGAAAUAGGGCCUUCCUUCCUCUGUAUGGAUCCUUAGCUCUCCUGGGGUGCAUAAUGUCAGUUGAGGGACACAGAACAUACUUUGGGGAAAGUAAGCCUGAGGUGGUUUCUUACAAGGAGGGUAUAAUUGAAAAGCCCUAGUUGUUUUGUUCUAUUUUGAACUUUUGAAGAAGACACUACUGGGACCAUGGUUUCCUCACUUGUGAAAUGGGGAAAAUAAUAUUAGAAGGUGCUCAUGGGGGCCUAUGUGUGUAUGUACAUAUGUAUAAAUCAGUGUAUGCAGUGUGUAUAAAAAUGACAUAGAUGUUUGUUCUGCAUUAAGAAUAAAUGAGCCUCCCUUC
Messenger RNA from Vombatus ursinus (common wombat), 2944 nucleotides. RefSeq names its product adhesion G protein-coupled receptor F4 (gene ADGRF4). Gene Ontology annotation, biological process: cell surface receptor signaling pathway; G protein-coupled receptor signaling pathway. The transcript is spliced from 9 exons. Gene Ontology annotation, molecular function: G protein-coupled receptor activity. Gene Ontology annotation, cellular component: membrane. Lineage: Eukaryota; Metazoa; Chordata; Mammalia; Diprotodontia; Vombatidae. Bases 270 to 2342 code for a protein of 690 amino acids. The record is from RefSeq and is a predicted model, not a curated record.